UAUUAAUAUUUGCUUUUGCAGACUGCAGAAAUGCCGGAUUUCUAUGCAGAUGGAGAAUAUGACCUCAGUGGUUUUGCAGUUGGCAUUGCAAAAAAGGACUCAGUCAUUGACGGGAAAAACAUUGUAGUUGGAGAUGUUUUCAUUGGUCUUCCAUCGAGCGGGGUUCAUUCUAAUGGGUUCUCCCUUGUUAGAAGGGUCUUGGCUAAAAGCGGCCUUUCUUUGAAGGACGAACUUCCUGGAGGCAGCAACAAACCAAUCACGUUGGGUGAAGCUCGAAUGGCUCCAACCGUCAUAUAUGUCAAACAGGUGCUUGACAUUAUUAACAAGGGAGGUGUCAAAGGGAUAGCUCACAUCACAGUUGGUAUAAUAUCAGCAAUUGAGUUUGAUAAGAGCAGGGACCAUCUUGCUACUGGAGAUGAGGAGGCCGAGUGGUUUUAUUUGAAAGGACGGAUGCGAGAGACCAUGGAUCUCGUAGAGAUCUAGAAAGGCUGGAUUAUUCAAUUGGGAGGCAUCCCGAGUUCCGCUACAAAACAGAGUUUCAAAGCCAUGACCUGAGGUGACGUUCCACGUGUUGAUGGAUAGUUGGCAGUGGCAAGGGCCUUUGACAAUAGGAGCUCGAAGAAACACCUUAGUUCGGAACCCCAUGUGGUGGUGGAGACUGUAGAUGCAGACACAAGAGUUCGUCAUCUUGGCAAGUGAUGGGCUGUGGAAGGUGAUGUCAAACGAAGAGGCAGUGAAUUCAAUUAGACAUGUGAAUGAUGCCCAGUCGGGGGAAAAGCAUCUGGCAGAAGCUCUCACUAGGAAGAGCAAGGAUGAUAUAUCUGUCAUCGUUGAAGUAGGAUAUACCAAUGGGAAUGUCUUCAUUAAGCGGGUUGUUGCCAAGGAAGGUGUUGUGGAGGAAAUGCGUGCUGCAACAGCUGCAUCCAGGGGAUGUGAUGCAGCUUGGAGGGGAGAAGUGAACCACACUCUUAGCUCAACAACUGGAUCCUCUGCUGCCAGCCUUGAGAGCAAGAAACAUUCUUCUGCUGCUAUUGAGAAGAACAGUGUUCAGAGGCUUUCAAAUGAUAGGCGAGCUGACAUUCUGUGCUCCAACUUGGACAAUUCUUCACAACAAGAGGUGCCCUCGGGGCUUACAUUAUCUGCUGGUAUUGUGCCUUCAGGUAUGAUUCAUCACCUAAAAAAGAUUGUUGCGUAAGUUCCCAAUAUCAAUAAUUUUUAUAAUUUUAUUUUCUUAGCUUAGACUAGAGAGCAUUUUGGAUGAUGGUUGAGGGAAAUGUAGGGUGGUGAGCACUUGCUCAAUCCUGCCUUAGCUAUCAGUAAUUCUUUGGCAAGCCAUUUGGAACAGAUGGAAUGGUGGAUGGUUAAGGAAAUGAUGCAGAGGAUUGCCCAAAUAGUGUGAGUUUCAGUCUAUUAUGGCCCAUUGUGUUAAGACCGGCACAAUCAAUGGUUCAACCCUCGUACACAUGCCAUAUGUACAGGGAAAGAAUUGCCUAGUUCUUAUGCGAACACAACUAAUAUUUAUGUUUUUCUGUACUCAAUCCAGAUAUUAUUCAUCUUGUGUGCUUUU
Messenger RNA from Magnolia sinica, 1567 nucleotides. RefSeq names its product probable protein phosphatase 2C 71. Gene Ontology annotation, molecular function: protein serine/threonine phosphatase activity. The transcript has 10 exons. NCBI's taxonomy places the organism in Eukaryota, Viridiplantae, Streptophyta, Magnoliopsida, Magnoliales, Magnoliaceae. Gene Ontology annotation, cellular component: nucleus; cytosol. Bases 665 to 1195 code for a protein of 176 amino acids. The record is from RefSeq and is a predicted model, not a curated record. Gene Ontology annotation, biological process: protein dephosphorylation.